AUUUUGACGGUAGAUAGACGACUGAAUAUAAACAAACAUUACAAACAAAAAAAAACUGAUAAAAACAUCAAAACAAAUCUCCGUGGCAUUAAAAUUAUUCAUAAAUUGUUGCCACUUUAAUUCAGUUGAACGUCAUUCCUUUGUCGAUCUGCAUUUGAAGGCGUAAACUGUGAAAAACAAAUAUUCUGCGACAUGUUAAUUAAAUUAGUCAUUUUUGCGUUCCUAACAUUUUCUGGUUAUGGAACGAUUGAUGGUAAAGUUUUCGACUACCAACCGCAGCAAGUUCAUAUCGCCUUCGGAGACAAUGUCAGCGAAAUUGUCGUUACAUGGUCAACCAUGGAUGAUUCAAAGGAAUCAAUUGUCGAAUUCGGAAUUAAUGGUUACGCCUUAACUGCUACGGGUGAAUCCGUACAAUUUGUUGACGGUGGCGAGGCGAAACAUUCACAGUAUAUUCAUAGGGUUACGUUGAGCAAUUUGUCGCCAGAUUCAAAGUACGUGUAUCAUUGUGGCAGCAGAUUGGGCUGGUCCCCUGAAUUCUGGUUUGUGACAACAUCCGACGAAACAACCGCACCCAUUCAUGUUGCUAUAUUCGGCGAUAUGGGUAACGAAAAUGCUCAAUCGUUGGCUAGGUUGCAAGAAGAUACUCAACGUCGAAUGUACGACGCCAUAAUACAUGUUGGUGACUUCGCGUACGACAUGAAUUCGGAAAAUGCACUCGUUGGUGAUCAGUUUAUGCGACAAAUUGAAAGUUUAGCCGCUUAUGCACCGUAUAUGGUCUGUGCUGGAAAUCAUGAGGAAAAAUAUAACUUUUCCAACUACCGAGCACGUUUCAACAUGCCCGGAAACACGGACAGUUUAAUGUAUUCGUUUAAUAUGGGGCCGGUCCAUUUCAUUGGCAUUUCAACGGAAUUGUAUUACUUCAUGAAUUACGGACUGAAACCAUUGGUUAACCAAUACGAAUGGCUCGAGAAAGAUUUAAUUGAGGCGACAAAGCCGGAAAACAGAAAAGUACGACCAUGGAUUAUCACAUUCGGUCAUCGACCGAUGUAUUGUAGUAAUGACAACGACAAUGACUGUACUCACAGUGAAACGUUGAUUCGAGUCGGGCUACCGUUUACUCAUUUCUUCGGUCUUGAAGAACUUUUCUACAAGUACGGAGUUGAUGUGGAGAUAUGGGCACACGAGCAUUCCUAUGAGCGUUUAUGGCCGAUUUAUGACUACAAAGUUUAUAAUGGAUCGCAUGAAGCUCCGUACACAAAUCCUGGUGCGCCUGUUCACCUGGUCACAGGAUCUGCUGGUUGCAAAGAAGGUCGAGAACCUUUUAUUGGGAAAAUUCCGGAAUGGAGCGCUUUUCACAGUCAGGACUAUGGUUACACUAGAAUGAAGGCCUUCAACACAACCCAUUUGUAUUUCGAGCAAAUUUCUGUGGAUAAAGACGGAGAGGUAAUCGAUUCUUUUUGGAUCAUUAAAGAUUCCCAUGGAGAAUACACCAAAGCUUAAAAAAGUUACCAAAGAAUGGGGGUGCGUAAAAUGUUCGUUUCUCUCGGAUUUUAUUAGAAAAUUUUACUCUUAUCAGAACGAUGUGAUAGAAACAUUUUUGAUUAAAUAAACGAAGUAUGGCUAAGUUUCAUUAGUUAAGUAAAA
Molecule: messenger RNA, 1644 nt
Organism: Bradysia coprophila
Lineage: Eukaryota; Metazoa; Arthropoda; Insecta; Diptera; Sciaridae
Product: acid phosphatase type 7
Molecular function (GO): acid phosphatase activity; metal ion binding
Source: RefSeq, a predicted model, not a curated record